AUUUAUUUUUUAGGUGACAAACAUAAUAAAUUGAACAUGUUACAUUAUUAAAUUAAUUUCUUAUUUUUUUAUGGGAGAUGCACCAAUAAAUCCCAAAUCCUUAUCUUAUGAUCCAGUUGGUCCUAUCUUUUAUCUUAUGAUCCAAUAAGUCUCAAUCUAAUGUUGAUGACAAAAUAACCCGUGUUCCACUUUGUUUGGCACAUUGUAGUAAGGGUAAAUGUGGAAUACCACAAUGUGGAAUUGACUAAGAUGCCCAAAACCCUUACUGUGUUAAUGUUUCUUUUCCCUCCAAACAAAUCGGAAUCGAAGAGACGUGUAUGGAAAUUUUAACAGUACGCUGAUGUUAAUGGCAUAAUGUUGGGUAGGGCAGAUCAAGAUUCGUAAUUGGCAACGUGGAAUCCUUGUGGAUUGGGACACUAGAAUAUGAAUUUGCAUUUUACCCUAAAACCUAGCAAAUAUGCAACCGCUACCCUAUUGAUACAUCGACACCGGUGGCUUGGGUGACUGUGACACUGUUGUGUUUUUGUGCGGCGAUCGGAAAACCUUCAUACUCCGGCGGAAGUGACUGUGUUUGGCAAUAAUGGCACCAGGUACUAGUGGCAAUCGAAAUGGAAAACGGAACAUUGGCACAAGGUCACCGGAAACGUCGACCAGGUUGGCCAUGAAAAGACAAUCCAAACUGCCAUUCAAGAAACAAAAAGGGGCCAGUGGUUCUGUUAUGAAAGUUGAUGUGGAUCCAUCGAGGUUAAUGUACUAAUCCAACAUAUCAAGGGUGAUUAACACAGUGCUUGAAUUGGAAUUACGUGAUGGGCAUAUUAAACAAUUAUAGAAAACCCCAUUUUGGGUGAUGAUUGAUUCUAUUCGGGUGAACGAGCUUGAUCCGAAAUCGUUUAAGAAGUGUGAUGCCACAGUCUGUCGAAUUAUUCAAACUUAGAACCUCGAAGAUGAGAAGUUCCACAUUGGUGGAGCUAAGCUACCAUUGCGGAACAACGACAUCAUGUUGAUAUUUGGGGUACAAUGUGGGAAGGAGAAGUUGGAUUUGGCACAUGGUGGUAAAGGGCUUCUGAUUUCAUGCAAAGACGUUGCGCAAAUGUUAGCCGGAUAUCUUCGAAAGUUAUAAAGGAUUUGCUGACCGAAGCAAUAUGUGGUCGUACAAAACGUGACGAAGAAGACGUGGCAAAACUAGUGUGUCUUUACAUUUGUGCGAAGUUAUUUUUCGCAACCACUGGCGAGCAUAUAAGGUGGGCCUUUGUUUGUGUGAUUGUCAAACUAGAUACGUUAAGACAGUACAACUGGAUUGCAACGAUUCGGAACACGCUGAUUGGUUCGCUAAAUGAUAUGCACAAUAGGCCAGAGAGGGUGACUGGUUGUGUCAUAGCGUUGCUAUUUCUCAUUUCUAAACAUUCAACCAUCAUCACCCCGGAAAGGCCUAAUGUGACACCAAGGUUUUGUCGAUGGAACAUUGGCGCAGUUGUGGGGAAAUUGAAAGGGAUAAAUUUUUCGGCAGAAGUUUCCAUUGAGGUUCACUGUGGUAAACUUGUCGGGACAAUUACUAAGUGUCAUAUUCUGAAACUAGCUGCUGUUGCGAAUGAAACAAGACAAGAUGGUCGAAUUACGAUGGAUGUGGAUCCAGUUAACGCGUGCGAUGGUCAUGGGGUUGUUGUUGAGAUGAAUGAUGUGGGCAGUGUGGAGCCAAGCUUCAAUUGUUGGCAGCCUGAUGCACCGAAUGGUGGUCUCAUCGAAAAGAAAGUGAUUGAAAUAAAGGUGUUGUGAUUGGAGAAAAAAAAGAGAGAAGAUGACUGAGAGCAAGAAGAUUCAGCUCAGGACCGUUGGCGCGCUGAGUCUAUCAGUGGUUUCGUCAAUUUCAAUUGUGAUAUGCAAUAAGGCCCUUAUUACCACAUUAGGUUUUAAUUUUGGUGCUGAGUGGUGGGCUCAACAAUUUGGAAAGUCUCUGCCAUUUUUGAGUUGGGUUCCAGUGAUAAAUGGUAUGUUGCUAAGGGAAAAGGGGAUAUUGCAACAUCAUCAGCUGAUUGAUGAGUUCGAGAAUGUUGUUGGAGAAGAUGGAGUCAUGAAGGAGCUCAAAGAGAGUCCUUUUAGCCAAAUUCUGAAGUUUGCACAGAUGGCUUUGUUUCGUGGACUUGUGGAUAAUCCAUAUUGGUGUAUGGAGAAGAAUUUUCACUUUUGUGUAGAACUAAUAUAAUACUUUUGUCGUCCUCAGCUUUUGUGUAGUUCAUUAUUACUGAUACAUAAAACUUUUGACAAUCAACAGAUAAUGACUGUCAUGGUACAUAGAUCACCUUCUGUCGUGGUACAUAUAUACCAUUUGUCGAUGUACAUAUAGGACGUUUUGUCAUGGUCCAUAGAAAACUUUUGUCGUGGUACUUAUAUCACCUUUUGAUGUGGUACAGAUUACGAUGGUAAUUUGUACCAUGCUAAAUGGUAAUUUCGCUUGGUAAUAAAUGAAUUUUUUGUAUGCGGAGGGCU
Camellia sinensis is the source of this 2484-nucleotide messenger RNA. RefSeq lists its product as uncharacterized. The record is from RefSeq and is a predicted model, not a curated record. Lineage: Eukaryota; Viridiplantae; Streptophyta; Magnoliopsida; Ericales; Theaceae.